AUGGGAGUAAAAGUCGACGGUCGGCAGUUGUACCAUUUUCGCUUUCCUGAUGACAUCGUCUUUAUAACACCAAAUAAUAGCCAAGCGGAACGUAUGCUUGACGACUCUGAUAAAGCUUGUGGAAAGAUUGGUCUUCGACUAAAUCUCACAAAAACGUUGUUCAUGAAGAACGAACGAAUUGUUUCGCAUGCCCCAUUCACGCUCAACGGAACGAAUAUCUCCGAAUGCUCCAGUUAUGUCUAUCUAGGUCGGGUAAUCAAUAUGAUGAACGGCCUAGCUCCGGAGCUGAGCAGAAGAAAACGAUUGGCUUGGGGAGCUUUCAAGAGCAUCGAGGAUGUAGUGAAAAGAACAAAGAACACCUGA
This is a messenger RNA of Angiostrongylus costaricensis, 363 nucleotides long. The record is from the annotation of a GenBank genome assembly. Lineage: Eukaryota; Metazoa; Nematoda; Chromadorea; Rhabditida; Metastrongylidae.